UUCCUCCUCCGCCUCCUCCCCCUCCUCCUCCUCUUCCUCCUCUGGUCCCUCCCUCCCUCCCUCCUUUCCUCCCGCCACUGCCUUGGCGCGCAUGGCCGAUGGCGGGUCGGACUCCACGGGCGAGGAGGCGGGCGCCGCCAGGGGCCGCCAGUGGUUCGCGCCCGUGCGGCACCUGAGCGGCACCUGGCAGGCGCUGAACGAGUGGGGCGACGACUUCGAGAGGAGGAACUUCGACGGCAACUUCCUGGGUGCCGUGCGGAGCGCUCCGCAAGCCGCCCGGGUGCUCGGGGGCCGCGUGGGCGAGCACGCCUCCCGCAUCGGCGAGGAGCUCGGCACAGCUGCGGCGAAGCUUGUGGAGG
This is a messenger RNA of Prorocentrum cordatum, 359 nucleotides long. Lineage: Eukaryota; Dinophyceae; Prorocentrales; Prorocentraceae. The record is from the annotation of a GenBank genome assembly.